AUGUCCAAGGCCAACAGCGAGGUGGCUCAGUGGAGGACUAAGUAUGAAAACUGAUGCCAUUCAGCGCACAGAGAAGCUUUAGGAGGCCAAGGCAGAGCUGCAACGCGGCAUGUCCAAGGCCAACAGCGAGGUGGCUCAGUGGAGGACUAAGUAUGAAAUUGAUGCCAUUCAGUGCACAGAGAAGCUUUAGGAGGCCAAGGCAGAGCUGCAACGCGGCAUGUCCAAGGCCAACAGCGAGGUGGCUCAGUGGAGGACUAAGUAUGAAACUGAUGCCAUUCAGCGCACAGAGAAGCUUUAGGAGGCCAAGGCAGAGCUGCAACGCGGCAUGUCCAAGGCCAACAGCGAGGUGGCUCAGUGGAGGACUAAGUAUGAAACUGAUGCCAUUCAGCGCACAGAGAAGCUUUAGGAGGCCAAGGCAGAGCUGCAACGCGGCAUGUCCAAGGCCAACAGCGAGGUGGCUCAGUGGAGGACUAAGUAUGAAACUGAUGCCAUUCAGCGCACAGAGAAGCUUUAGGAGGCCAAGGCAGAGCUGCAACGCGGCAUGUCCAAGGCCAACAGCG
Messenger RNA from Coregonus sp. 'balchen', 560 nucleotides. Lineage: Eukaryota; Metazoa; Chordata; Actinopteri; Salmoniformes; Salmonidae. The record is from the annotation of a GenBank genome assembly.